Eurytemora carolleeae is the source of this 2043-nucleotide messenger RNA. Its product is annotated as soluble guanylate cyclase 88E. NCBI's taxonomy places the organism in Eukaryota, Metazoa, Arthropoda, Copepoda, Calanoida, Temoridae. Gene Ontology annotation, cellular component: guanylate cyclase complex, soluble. The coding region runs from base 123 to 2015 and encodes 630 amino acids. Gene Ontology annotation, molecular function: heme binding; oxygen sensor activity; guanylate cyclase activity. The transcript is spliced from 21 exons. Gene Ontology annotation, biological process: nitric oxide-cGMP-mediated signaling; cGMP biosynthetic process; response to oxygen levels. The record is from RefSeq and is a predicted model, not a curated record.
GUAAAAUGUUUGAUUUAAGGUUGAACUAAAACAAGAACAGUAAAAUGUAUGUUUUAAGGUUGAACUAAAGCAAGAACAGUAAAAUGUAUGUUUUAAGGUUGAACUAAAGCAAGAACAGUAAAAUGUAUGGACUUAUAUUUGAAAACUUCUCUGGUUAUAUAAAGGUUAAGUAUGGAGAGGAGGCCUGGGAUAAUGUUAGAAGAUUAGCAAACAUUGAUACUCCGACCUUUUCCAUUCAUCAUGUAUACCCGGAAGUACUUCUAGGAAAGAUAGCGAAGAAAACGUUCACUACUCUUGGAUGCAACGCUGACGAAUUCUUUGAAGGAAUGGGAUACUACUUUGUAGAACUUUGUAGUAAAUACGGUUACGGAGAUGUGCUUGCUCUACUGGGUCGUGAGCUGCGAGAUUUUCUGAACGGUUUAGACAACCUUCAUGAAUAUCUAAAGUUUUCAUAUCCUAGGUUGCGAGCCCCGUCCUAUUUUGUUGACAAUGAGACUCCAGAAGGAUUGAUGUUACAUUACAGGUCAAAGCGUCGUGGAUUUACGAACUAUACUGUCGGUCAGCUGAAGGCUGUGUCAGAGACCUAUUACAAAACUGAGAUUCAGAUCGAAGUCAAAGAUUCGCAGAUUAAAUUCGAUACUGUGUUUGUUUCUUUCCAGUUGACGUUUGACAACAAGAGCAAGGUUGUCAUGAACUCUAACUUAGUGAGGGAGGAAGCGAGGCUUCCUGCCGUAUCAUCAUCUGUUCUCUUCGAGAUAUUUCCGUUCAUCAUUGUGUUCGGAGAGGAUAUGGUUGUUCAAUCAAUUGGGAGAUCAUUGACCCAGAUUCUUCCAAAGCUUGUUGGAGCAAAGAUGAACGAUUAUUUUGACGUUGUGCGCCCUCUCAUUGAAUUCAAGUUUGACAAUAUUCUGAGUCGAUCCAACAAUAUAUUCGAACUCAUGACAAAUGAACCCAUUGACAAGUUGCUAAAAUCAGGAGGAGCACUAGGGGGAGAGGAAGAGGGUGAGGGAAAUGAAGAAAAUCUGAUGGAGGAGGAAGUAGAUAACUUCCUGCACUUGAAGGGUCAGAUGAACUUCAUGGCUGACUGGAAUGUUGUUAUGUUUCUCUGCUCUCCUGCAUUAAAGGAUUUACAAGGAUUAAGUUUCUCUGGUUUAUUUAUCUGUGAUCUGUCAAUGCAUGAUUUCUCCAGAGAUCUUCUUUUAGCAGGUUCCCAGCAAUCCAACGACCUAAAGGGAGCUCUUGAGUCAGAAAUGGAGAAAACUAAACUAAUGGAAGAGAGUAUGGCGAAGCUUGACGAAGAAAUGAAACGCAGUGAUCAGCUUCUGGCACAGAUGAUGCCAAAGUCUGUCAGUGAAAAGGUAAAGAAUGGCGCUUCAACUGUGGAAACUUGUGAGAUCUUUGAAUCUGUAACAAUCGUAUUCAACGAUAUACCUGUGUUCGGUGACAUCUGUGCUAAAUGUGAUGGAAUGUCAAUUGUUCUGAUGCUGAAUGUAAUGUUUGGAAUAUUUGAUAAUUUGUCAGACAGAAAUCAAAUUUACAAGGUUGAGACGGUUAAAGACUGUUUUGUUGGUGUUUGCGGAGCUCCUGAGAGGAAUAACAACCAUGCUGAACGUAUAAUGGAUAUGGCCAUGGAUAUGAGAGAUUGUGUUCAGUUUGUUCCUGAUCCCAGGCCUGGGGUGGAUUCACAUAUAAAAAUCAGGCUAGGUUCAAGCUCUGGUCAAGUUGUUGGUGGAAUAGUCGGGAACAAAUGUCCGAGAUAUUGUCUAUUCGGAGACGCCAUGAAUACAAGUUCAAGAAUGAUGUCGUUCAGUGAGGAACAAUGCAUACAUGUUUCUGGAGCAACGAAGGAGCUUCUCCCCCCUGCCUACUCUGUGAAGGAGAGGGGGAAGAUGAUGAUCAAGGGGAAGGGGGAGAUGGUCACCUACUGGGUUGAAUCAAAGGCUAACCGGGUACCACCAACCAAAGACGAGGUUUAUCCUCAGGAAGCAACUAAACCAUCUCAACCUGCAGAAUAAGCUACAGUGUUGCAGAAACUUAAUCAAU